AUGGAAGAUCAAGGAGGAGGAGGAUCCAUCAGAAUCGACAAACUGACGGACUCCAACUUCUACGUGUGGAAGCAGAAAAUACAACUUCUGCUUGCUCUACGUGAUGUUGACCAAUACAUCGUUGAGGGAAGAGUUCCAAGUGAGGAACGCGCGGAAGAGCGUAAGAAGUGGAUAAGAGGUGACAGUAAAGCUAAAGCACUGAUUGGUCUCUCCCUAUCAGAUGAGCAUCUUGAGCAUGUACGUGAUGUUGAUUCCGCUCAUGAGAUGUGGGAAGCUAUUGUCAACGUGUUUGAGAGGCACACUUUGCUGAACAAACUAGCUGCACGUCGUGAGUUCUACACUGUGAAGAUGCUUUCCGGUGAAAAGGUGCUUGCAUACAUCAAUCGUGUUAAGCAGCUGGCAGCCAUCCUCAAGUCAAUGAGCGUAAACAUCGAUGACAAGGAGAUGGCCAUGGCAGUGCUCAACGGUCUGCCUGCCCGUUUCGAGGCUCUCAUCGUUGCACUUGAUGCUCUCGGUAAUGAGGAAAAGAUAUUCAGUUUGGACUUUGUGAAAAGUCGUCUGCUGCAGGAAGAGCAACGAGCAAACAUGAAGUCUAGCUCCUCACAGACAUCGGCUCUGGUUAAUCGUGCCCCGAACAAUCGGGACAUAAACGAUUACAAAUGCACGAACUGCGGUCAUACAGGCCAUACGGCAACCCGCUGCUGGGGAAAGGAUUUGAAUGGGCGUCGCCCGGCUCCUCCUAGCGGAUAUAAACCGCGUAUGUCUCAGCGGAAACAAUCUGCAUUUGUCACACAGAAACCUGAUCCCGACGUGGUUGUAAACAGCGUCGACUUCACAUGUCUGAUGUCGAAAGCUUCGCGCACGAACGAUCUGGAGAUGUCGCCUUCGUGGCUCGUAGAUUCAGCUUGUACAGCUCAUAUUACAUAUGACCGAUCUUUGUUUGCGACGUAUGAGCCACUUGAAUCCGCCUCUGUUCAGAUGGGAACCAAGGCUAGUGCAAAGGUUGCCGGCCGUGGUGACGUUCACUUGAAGUUAAAUGUGAAUGGCCGCAUCGAACCGUGCAAGUUGACGGAUGUAUUGCACGUUCCGGACUUUGCGUUCUCUCUACUCUCUGUCAGUCGAAUGACUGAACUUGGACUAAAAGUUGGGUUCGAAAAUGGAAAAUGCAUGAUCAGACGAGGCUCAACUGUAGUGGCGACUGCGACAUUGGUUGGAGAACUUUACGUUCUCGACAUCGUCAGUGACGUCGGAUCUGCACAUGCUGCCACCCUGCAAACGUGGCAUGAGCGAUUUGCACAUGCUAACAAAAUCAACAAUACUAACAAUGAUUGCAUCUCUGAAAAAUGUUCUGCGUGCGUCUACGGCAAAGCCACUCGAUCUGUGAUCCCAAAAGAGCGGUCCUCGAGGCGGGCAUACUUCUGUCUAGACUUAGUUCACUCUGACGUUUGUGGCCCCUUAGAGGUGCAGUCCAUUGGUGGUGCCAAGUACUUCAUUACCUUCAUAGAUGAUCACUCAAACUGGUCAGUAGUGUACCCCAUGCAUCAUAAAUCAGAAGCAUUUGAACGAUACAAAACGUUUGCACAACUUGCUCAGACUCACACUGGUCGCAAGAUCAAAGUGCUUCGCACCGAUCGAGGUGGUGAGUAUCUGUCCACGGAGUUUAAGUCUUUUCUGAUUGCAAAUGGUACUCAGCAUCAAAUGACGACCGCGUACACACCGGAGCAAAAUGGCGUCGCCGAACGACUGAACAGAACUUUGGUAAACUUGGUGCGCUCCAUGCUAGCGCACAAGAAAGUUACAAAGGGGUUCUGGGCAGAAGCACUUGCAAAUGCAGUGUACGUUCGAAAUCGAGUCACGUCACGUGCCAUUCCCCCCAAGAUGACCCCAUACCACUUAUGGAUGAAAUCUGUGCCAAAUGUUGGUCAUUUGCGUGUUUUCGGUUCAAAGUGUUGGUAUACAUUACCAAAACACAACAUCCAGAAACUUGACGCCCGUGCAAAGGAGGCAAUGUUUCUGGGGUAUGCUGAAAAUACGAAAGCUUACAAGUUGUGGGAUGGUGAUUUGCACAAAGUGAUCGUAUCCAGAGAUGUUACUUUUGACGAGUCCACGGGAGGCAAAUCUGUGCAAAAUCGAGCGACACGUGUACUUCACUCGACGGUCCGGACCCUCACCCCAUAUUACCACAUGACACGUGUAAAGUCUCAGAUUUUGGGGUUCUGGGGACGAAAGUGGACUUUUGGAGGGUCAUGCAAAUUUGCAUAA
Chondrus crispus (carragheen) is the source of this 2262-nucleotide messenger RNA. RefSeq lists its product as hypothetical. Lineage: Eukaryota; Rhodophyta; Florideophyceae; Gigartinales; Gigartinaceae. The transcript is spliced from 3 exons. Bases 1 to 2262 code for a protein of 753 amino acids. Gene Ontology annotation, molecular function: nucleic acid binding; zinc ion binding. The record is from RefSeq and is a predicted model, not a curated record. Gene Ontology annotation, biological process: DNA integration.